Marchantia polymorpha subsp. ruderalis is the source of this 3079-nucleotide messenger RNA. Lineage: Eukaryota; Viridiplantae; Streptophyta; Marchantiopsida; Marchantiales; Marchantiaceae. The record is from the annotation of a GenBank genome assembly.
AGCCUCCUUUGUACUGACAUCUGAGUUACUCUGCUGCUGCACCUGUGCUCGCGAGUAGCGCCGAUUCUUCCCCCCGUCACCGAGUGUGCAUCUUUCAGUUUGAGUGCAUUUGGAGGUUUUAGUUUUCGUUCCGUGUUGUGGUUCUUCUGUUUCUUCUUCUUCCUCUUCCUCUUCUUCUUCUGCUGCUGCUGCUGCUGUUGGGUCUGCUGCUUCUUAUUCUUCUCCCUGCACCUCGUCCUCGUCCUCCCCUUCUUCUCCCUUUCUUUUGGAGCGGUGGUCUGUGCAGCUCUUUCAUCGGAGAGCAGGCGGAGCGAGUGAAGCUCAGGGUGGGUGACCGUCCACUGCCUGCGCAUUUUGUUCGCUUUGUUGUGGUGGUUUUGCUGUGCUUCCUUUGUUCGGCAAAGGGUUGUGAUCGCUGGAGUAGCGGAUCUUUUUCUGGGCCGUGCAUCUGGGACGUUUAUAUCGCCUUGCAAUUGGACGAGAGUUUUUGAUCGGCCGCGGAUGCUUGCAGAGCAGAGGCUGGGUUUUGCUGCGGCGGAGAUCGUGGUCAAAAACGGAUCACACCUCUAGAUAGUGUGAGAUCGGGGUGGAUGGGCGGGGCAGUCAUGCCACCAGAACUCGAGAGUGCCGCUCAUGUGCAUAGAAAUGGGAACUCGGCGAAGUCGGGGGUUAAUGGAGUCAGCGAUUUGCCUUCGCUGGCCACAAAUGGCAAGAUUAGCGGGCAGGAAACUAGUGGUAAAUUGAACGGGAUUUUAGAUCUAGAGAAUCAGCCUUAUCAAGAAGGCAAAACAGAAGAAAUGGUUUCGAGUAGCAGUGCCGACGAGGAGGUUAUUCAAAUGCCGAGGGACCAGAAUGACGAAGCCACGGGAGUCUCCGUGCUUAGUGAUGACGUCGUAGGAAAUGCCAAAGCUGCGAGCGGAACGUCUAAUGGUGAUGCACCCAGCAUCGUAUCCGAUGGAGGUCGUAAACCUUCCAAUUUGAGCUCUGACUGGAUAGCUGCGGAAGGAAACACCGGCUGGGAGGUUGCAGGGGAUGAAAGUGUUUUAGGUCCAGGUCCUGCCCAAGAAAAAGCAGCAGAUUUCAAGGCGGCGCCUACUCCUGAACUCUACUCUUUUUGGAUGGUCAAAAUUCCCCGACCGAUUGACAACAAGGGGAAGGCGGAGAUCAGGAUGGCAGAGAUGCGCUUGAAAGAUAAGACUGAGAAGCGUGACUUUAUCAAUGCAGCAUUCCAAAUGAAAAGGGCUGCUCGCGGUGAAGCACUCGACAAGCUAAGAGCUGCUAGGGAGAAGGCGAGAGCUUGUACUGAAGCAGUUCGGAGCAAGAGAGACGACAUUGAACCUCUGCAACUUGCUAAUAAAAGAUUCAGAGAAGCAGGCCGACUUGCAAGAGACAAAGGUCGAGAUUUACCUGCUAAUGAGGAGGAGCUGGACCAAAGGAUCAAGUACCUUGAAUAUAGGAUUCAGCAUGAAAGUAUACCUUUGAAGGAAGAGAAGCAGCUGCUUCGAGAUAUUAAAAACUUGAAGGCUUGUCGGGAAGAGGUAUGUGCAAACGCUGCACUCCAUGCAGAGUUCGCGGAAUCUUUGGGCGAGCGAGACGAAGUUCAACAACGUUUGAGUCCCUUGAUUGCUGAGUUGGAAACUCUGAGAGCAGAGCAAAAUGCAGCGUACGAGGCGAUCAGAGCUGCGGAAGACGAGUUCGAGAAAGCAGAUCGCGCUGUGAAUGAGGUCCAGAAGGAUUGGGCAGAUGCUAGUCGUGCUCGACAAGAAGCAUUUGAUGAACGUUCACGUCUCAUGAGACAAGACAAUGCCCGGAAUGAUGAAUUUUAUCAAAACAAGCGCGACUUCCAGAAUGUUAGGCAGUUGGCCUUCAAGAAGGAGAAAAAACUGGUGGAAGAACUCUGUAACGCUCAGGUGGAACGCGUUCUAGACAUGUGGAACAACAACCCUGAAUUUAGAGCAAAUUAUAUCAAGAGCAACGAACGGAGUACGUUGAAGCGGCUGUCAACAUUCGAUGGGAGAUCAUUAGGCCCUGACGAAGAACCACCGCUGAUUCCAGGAGAUGACGAUAUGAUGGCGGAAUCGAGGACUGAGGUGGGAACAUCUAAUACUCGGAAGGGAGAAGCGCAAUCCAAAGUUCAGUCAAAAACGUCUGAUCCAAAAUCCUCUGGUCCAGUGUCAACUUCUGACUCCCACAAGAAGGAAGCGGAACGAGAAAUGGCUCCUAUUGCAAAUUCAAAUGGAAACGUUGCUCAUACGAAGGCUUCACCUGUCGUAACCCCUGUACCUGAAGCGACCAAGCAAGAAGAGGUCAAAGUUGACCCCGCAGUUGCCGCCGCAGCUGCAGCAGAAGAUAAAGAGAAACGGAGGCAGCAAGAGAUGGCUAAAGCCAAGGAAGCCGAAGAGAGGAAGAAAAGAAUGGCAGAAAGGUCACAGUCAAAGGCUCUAGUCAGAGCCCAAAAGGAAGCAGAGAAGAAGGAGAAGGAAAAGGAGAAACGAGCAAGGAAAAAAGCCGCUUCGGGUCCACCAUUAGCCUCUCAUGGGGUGAGCUCUCCGGUGGAAACUGCGACAGAAGUCAUUGAAGAAGCUGAAGCUAGCCCUGAAGUAGUCUUCCAGCAAACACACUCAGAAAGCAAACCCAGUUCGAAGCAGAGGAAGAGGGCAAUUGCUGCUCAACAGAAACCAAAGAUUGUUAAGCCGCCUCCUGUUCCCAGCUCCGUAACCAAGAAAGAUGCUUUUUAUCAGCAAACUUGGUUCUUUAUACUUUUGGGUCUGGUGCUACUCUUUGGGCUGCUUGCCUCAAUGGCAAGAUAUGUACUAUAAUUCUUGAUGAAUUCGGUCCAACCUCAUGAUUGCAAGAUUCGUGCAGGAAAUAUGAGGUUGUUUGUAAGGUUCGUAGGUCAGGUAGUUGUUCUUCACAUGAAGACCUCUGCCAGUAUUCUUACCUUCACUACGAGGAAUGAUGAAAAAUAUGGAAGAGUCAACCUUUGUGUUGUCUUUCAUAUGCGUUCGGUGGCUGCCUAAAUUGUUGUUCUGAGAUCUUAUUUGAUCUUCUCUCGUGAGUACGAUUUCUGCUUGAACCC